AUGGGUUCAUGUCGACAAUGCCAGCAAAAACACAACACUCUCCUCCAUAGUUCUAAUGAUUACGUCACUGCCAACUUAAGCACAGAUGAGCAAGUUGAACCAAACGAAUCUGUAGCAACCUUUUCUAGACAAAUGUCCAAGCAUGUUCUCCUAUCUACAGCAUUGAUAGAAGUUCUCAAUCCUAUUAAUAAGCAGGUAGAAAAGGUUCGCGCUCUCUUGGAUUGUGGCAGCCAGUCUUCAUUUAUCACUAAAUCCCUGCAACGAAGAAUGUCACUAAAAACUUGCCCAUUGCAGGCAAUAAAUGUCAUUGGGAUUGGCAAUAAUUCUUCUAAUACAGUGUACGAAAGCUGUCUCACUCAAAUAAAAUCUCUAAAUAGCAACUACAGCGUUACUCUUUCAUGUCUUGUUCUCAACGAAUUGACGGGCCGCUUACCUAAGACCCCAGUUGAUAUUCAAGCUCUCAAAAUACCUAAUUCUCUUACUUUGGCGGACCCUGAGUUCUACAAGCCAGCUCCGAUUGAAGUUUUAAUUGGAGCAGAUAUCUUCUGGGACAUUCUAAACAGCGAACAGCUUUCUUUAGGUCCUAAUAAUCCUAAAUUGCAAAAUUCUAAAUUCGGCUGGAUAGUAGCUGGUCCAAUCAACAAUUAUUAUUUCAGUAAAGAAAUUAUUCAUUGCAAUCAUGCCAGAAUUGCAAACCCUACUUCUGACGAAAUUCACAAAAUGCUCACAAAAUUCUGGGAGCUUGAAGAGCUACCCCAAAAAACUGUUCGAAGUCAAAAUGACAUAGCAUGCAAAAAACACUUUCUAACUACCACCACUCGCUUAGAAAGCGGCAGAUUCUGUGUGAAGUUACCCCUAAAGGACUCACCUGACUGCCUCGGCGAUUCAUACUCUCAAGCUAAAAAACGAUUCCUAAAUUUUGAGAAAAGAUUUAGACGAAAUAAAGAACUAAAUUCAAAAUACGUUGAAUUCAUUCGUGAAUACGCUGAUAUGGGCCAUCUAUCUGAAUCACCUACUCCUAUUCCAAAUCCAUCAUAUUUUUUGUGUCACCAUGCUGUCAUAAAGGAGAAUAGUGAAUCUACCAAACUUCGAGUAGUGUUCGAUGGCUCAGCCCCCACAACCUCUGGCUUCUCUGUCAAUGACAUCCUCAUGGUAGGCCCAAAUAUUCAAGACUCUCUUUUCUCCAUUUUAGUGAGAGCUCGGCAACAUAAAUUCAUUUUGACAGGUGAUAUCGCCAAAAUGUAUCGUCAGAUUCAAAUUGAAAGUUCAAAUCAAAAUUUGCAGCUCAUAUUAUGGAGAGAAGAUGAGUCUCAGCCUAUCAAAACUCUGCGACUGAGUACUGUCACUUACGGUACCGCAAGUGCCAGUUACUUGAGCACGAGAUGUCUUUGGCAGGUUGGACAGGAAUGUGGGGACGAAAUAAUCAAAAAUAUCAUUCAGCACGACUUUUAUGUCGAUGAUCUAAUCACCGGCUGUGAUGAUGAAGAUCAACUUAAAUAA
This is a messenger RNA of Colias croceus (clouded yellow), 1500 nucleotides long. RefSeq lists its product as uncharacterized. Gene Ontology annotation, molecular function: aspartic-type endopeptidase activity. Gene Ontology annotation, biological process: proteolysis. The coding region runs from base 1 to 1500 and encodes 499 amino acids. The record is from RefSeq and is a predicted model, not a curated record. NCBI's taxonomy places the organism in Eukaryota, Metazoa, Arthropoda, Insecta, Lepidoptera, Pieridae. The transcript has a single exon.